Aplysia californica (California sea hare) is the source of this 2093-nucleotide messenger RNA. RefSeq lists its product as uncharacterized. NCBI's taxonomy places the organism in Eukaryota, Metazoa, Mollusca, Gastropoda, Aplysiida, Aplysiidae. The record is from RefSeq and is a predicted model, not a curated record.
CGAAGUCGGGUACCCAUUACUGCAGGAGGGGGCGAAAAAAAAAUCCGUGUCCGAACCGAGGCUCGAACCCGGAUCCGAAGUACUAAGUGAUAAAUAAUUCUGGAACAGGCAAGAACACGUGACGCAGAGUCUCUCUACCAUCGUGUACCUACGUGACCAUCAAUGACCAUCAAUGAUUUAUUUAUAGAGGCACCAGCCAUCCAUGUCCAGGUGCUGUUUUAGCCCUUAUACCUAAGCCUGGUAGUACCCUACGUCUGGUAGUAUCCUACGUCUUUACCAAAUCUCCCGACGACCACAAUGAGCCUUUGGAAAUCCACUCGGAGGUGGGUGGGCGUCCUCCUCAGCCGUCGCAUCAGCCUCAACUUCCUCUCCAUCUUCCUCCUGUUCUUCAUCACCGUCAUCCUGCUGAUGGACGCCGUGAGGCACCAGUUGCCCAGACUGUUUGACGUACAGCGCCACCUGCGACACACCGACGCCUCGGGGGCCUGGCUGGACGCUCUGGGAGGGCAAGAUGGAGGGGGCGCUCCUUCCGGAUGGGGAUGUUCACACAGGAAAGGGUACGUGCGGCACAUGAACUACUUCGAAGACCGUCGGUUCAACGUCCACAACUCUCUCACGGAGCAGGAAGGACAGGUGUGUAAACACCCGGAGUUGGACCCCUGUGACCCGCAGAUUAUACAGUUUGACCGCAGGCUUUGACUCGGUGUCCCGGAUGUCGUGGUACCGGAACCUGCCCAAAACCAGAGACUACUUUGUGCGCAUGCUCGGGGGGAUGGAGUUGGAGGGCUACAACAUCGUCGGGGACGGGACAGUUCAGGCGCUGUUGCCAAUUUUGGCGGGAAAUCACGAGCGGGAACUGCCCACAGCGCGCCGCGGGGAGCCUGGGUCUGUGUUUGUGGAUGGGUUUCCAUGGAUAUGGAACGACUUCCGGGAGGCGGGCUACGUGACAGCCUGGGCAGAAGACAUGGCGCACAUCGGAACUUUCCAGCUUCGCCUAAACGGCUUCAAGAAGCAGCCAACAGACCACUCCAUGCGGACGUAUUUCUUGCUGGCCGAGGCCAUGUACAAGAGAUUCGAACCCUUCUGCGUUGGGUCGACGCCGAGACACAAGCGCUUCCAGGCCUGGUUCCGAGACCUGUACACCAUGUACGGAGGGAAGAGGAAGUUUAUGUUCGGCUUUCACUCCGAGUUUAGCCACGAAAACAAUAGUGACCUAAAAGCGAUCGACGACGACAUGGUGGAGUUCCUCAAAAAUCUCAACGACAGCGGCUUCCUCAACAGAACUAUCCUCAUCCUCAUGAGCGACCACGGCGCGCGCUUUUCAGCAAUGCGCAACACGUCACAGGGAAAACUGGAAGAGCGCAUGCCUUAUUUCGGCUUCCGGUUCCCGCCAUCUUUUACGGAGACCUACCCGGAAGCCGUCAACAAUUUCCAAAUCAAUCGAAGAAGGCUCACCACCCCUUUUGAUAUUCACGCAACAUUCCAUGACAUUUUGAAGUACACCGGCCCGGGGAAGGGCGAUAUUCGCAGUAGGGGCAUCAGCCUCUUCAAAGAGGUGCCCAAGGAGAGAUCGUGCGCCGACGCAGACGUGGAGCCCCACUGGUGCGCGUGUCUAGACUGGCAUGACGUCAGCGAGCACUCCGAUCGCCGCAUUCCUUUAUCUGUGAUCAAUUUCAUCAACAGACUCACGAGCCACCUGAGCGAGAAAUGCGCGCGGCUCACGGUGAAAGACGUGAAGAGCAUCUACCAAAUCUCUCCCAACUCGCAGGUGCUCAAGUUCAAGAAGAGCGCCGACCUUCACGGGGACGUCCCUGACCUUUCCGACUCCAUGACCUCUGAGUACGAGUACUUCCUGGUCACGUUGAUGACGUCACCGGGCGACGGGCUUUUCGAGGUGACCGUGAAACAUUCCAUUCCGACGGACUCCUACGAGGUGAACGAGCGGGGGCUGAGUCGGAUUAACCGAUACGGGAAUGCCCCUCGCUGUAUACAGAAGGAGUUUCCCAAUCUGAGGCCUUAUUGUUAUUGUAUUUAAUGAACUUGGUACUUUCAGAUUGUUCUCUUGUCAUCCCCUCCCCUCCCCCCUCCCUCUC